GUCCUCAACAGUAACUUUUUAUAUUGCAAAAUCUUUUAAGCUUGCUAGAAUUGAAUUCAGGUUUGGCAAUUCUAACAAAGUGUGUACGUAUGAAAUAAGUACAGUGCACUUUGUGCAGGCAACUUGCUUGUAAACAAUUAAUACAAGGAACUGUGCUAAGCUGAAUCCUCUCACUGUUAUGAUAUUUUAUAUAAAGCUUGAAAAGAAUUUACAGAAGGUCUAAUUUUUGCUCCAAAAAUUCCCCUUUAGUAACACUGAAUAUCAAGACAUGGAAAAUUAUGAAUGUAUCAAGUCUAUAGGUCGUGGCACUUUUGGUGCUGUCCACCUCUUCAAGAGGCGCAAAGAUGGCCUGCCUGUGGUCAUCAAGCAGAUAUCACUUGAAUCUCUCUCUCAUCAUGAUGCUGAUAGUUCAUUGAUUGAAGUUCGUGUGCUGUCAAUCCUGCGACAUCCCUUCAUCAUUCAUUACCACAACAGCUUCAACCAUGACUCGUCCCUCAUGAUAGUGAUGGAGUACGCUGCUGGGGGCAACUUGCAGUCCUUCCUGCAGUCAAGACUGCCCAGCAACUUCCUCCAGGAACAACACGCGGUGGAUCUGUUCACGCAGAUGACCUUAGGCCUGCAGCACAUCCACCGCCAGAACAUCUUGCACCGAGACCUCAAGCCCCAGAACAUCUUCAUGGAUAUUACCCACAAAUAUCUCAAGAUAGGGGACUUUGGUAUAUCUAAGAUUUUGAGCAGCAAGAGCAAAGCAUUCACUGUGGUGGGGACCCCGUGCUACCUCUCCCCAGAGCUGUGCCAGAACAAACCUUAUAACAAGAAGAGCGACGUCUGGGCCCUCGGCUGCAUCUUGUACGAGCUCUUGACGCUCAAGAUGGCAUUCCAGGCUGAGCGAACGCUGUGGCGAAAACCUGUGGUCGCUGCUGGAGUCUCUGCUGCAGCAGGACGCUGCCUGCCGCCCCACCACAGAUCAGGUGCUGGCGAGCCCCGCCGUCAUGAAGACCUACAUACGCCUGCACAUGGACAUGGGCAGAGUGCCCGGCGCUACCGUCGCGCCAGUUCGCUGAUAAUCCUGCCUCGCCUAAGGAUCUCACCUGAAAUUUUCUCAAUUUUCAUGUGCUGUUGAGAUUUUUAUUUGAUAAUAUUGCUGCCAUCAAUCGCUGAUGAAAGGAAUUCAUUCUGUUAUGAUUAAUAAGUAAGUAUCUUGGUCGUGUUGAUAACUAUAUAAUGGUUCUAGCGGGUCAGCAAACCAGACGCUGUGCCCCAACUACCGGUGGCUUGAGUGCCCCUUGAAAUUAACUUCCUCCCUUAUGGCCACUUGUACCUGUAGGAUGUGCAAACAUAACUACAACAUCACCUUUGACAUUACCUGCAUCCUCACUUGCUGUAAAAUUUGCUAUUUAUUCCUAUUUCUGUCGUGGGCUUUGUUUUGUUUGUUUGUUUUUUUUUUUGUUGCCAAGAGCGUCACGAAGAGCUGUUCAGGAGCGAAGCUGUUAUCUUAUCAGUGCAGCUUGCACUUGAAGGCCUAUAACUUCAAAAAAAGUUAAGAGAUCGUAAGUUCAUCAGUCAAUCAUUGACGG
Hyalella azteca is the source of this 1577-nucleotide messenger RNA. Its product is annotated as serine/threonine-protein kinase Nek8. Bases 269 to 1123 code for a protein of 284 amino acids. Gene Ontology annotation, biological process: protein phosphorylation. Gene Ontology annotation, molecular function: ATP binding; protein kinase activity. The record is from RefSeq and is a predicted model, not a curated record. NCBI's taxonomy places the organism in Eukaryota, Metazoa, Arthropoda, Malacostraca, Amphipoda, Hyalellidae. The transcript is spliced from 7 exons.